This is a messenger RNA of Funneliformis caledonium, 254 nucleotides long. The record is from the annotation of a GenBank genome assembly. NCBI's taxonomy places the organism in Eukaryota, Fungi, Glomeromycota, Glomeromycetes, Glomerales, Glomeraceae.
UUAAACAGGAAUUAGAUCGAAUUAGAAGAAAUCCACAACAUUCCCUCAUGUAUAUAUCCAUAAUGACCCCGGGGGAUGUUAUGGAUUCUUCAAAGCAUUCCUUCACUGAUGCAAACGUCACUUGGGAUCCUGCACCAAAUGAUUGUAAUAUUAGUGAGUCAUCCAAUUCAAGUGAUCAUUAUUUGCCGGGUAGGGAUCAAGAGCUCUACGGAGAAAGCGCUCUGGAUUGGUAUUUGCGAGACGUUAUUCCCUAA